Messenger RNA from Peniophora sp. CBMAI 1063, 1044 nucleotides. The record is from the annotation of a GenBank genome assembly. NCBI's taxonomy places the organism in Eukaryota, Fungi, Basidiomycota, Agaricomycetes, Russulales, Peniophoraceae.
AUGGCCACGGAUGAGUUGGGAGAAGUGUCUACGACUGCGGCUGAGCCGUCACAGAACACUGCGAUGGCGGCCGUCCAGAACGCUGGUCCUCCGUUUGACAAAGCGUCCGCCGACGUCAUCCUGCGCUCUGCGGAUAAUAUUGACUAUCGAGCACAUCGUGUUAUAUUAUCGAUUGCGUCCGAAGUAUUCUCGGACAUGUUCUCUCUGCCGGCACCUUCUGGUCAUGAUGUCAAGAUCUCGGAGGGCAUGGACCAGAAAAAGGACGGUAUGCCCGUCGUUGCUAUGGCGGAGGACGGGCGGAGCCUAGCCAUGCUCUUGACAUUCUGUUAUCCUAUUCCCCAACCCACGCCCAAUACCAUCGAGGACAUCGUACUGGGCCUACGACUUGUGCGCAAGUUUCACCUUGCGCACAUACAGAAGCCCUUGGAGAUGCUUAAAAUCAUGGCUCAAAGGGAGCCGGAGAGGGUAUACGCAAUAGCGUGCACCUUUCAACUCCGCGACGUGGCCGUGUCAGCCGCACGAAGCGCCCUCCUCACUCGGGAUGAUCCCCUCCUCCUCCAUCCCGAAUUCGGCGCCAUAUCUUCUUUCGAUCUUAUCCGCUUGCGCAGGUAUCAUGUUGCUGUACUAUCAGCCCUACGCCAGACGUGCUUGAAUCUCAACUGGCUUGCGGUCCAGCCGUCGGGCACUGGCUGCCCUUUCCCUAUCAUUCUGCAGCAACCAGGCGUCUUCAAACACGUCUGCGCAAGCGCCACGUGCCAGUUUAGGGAUCGACCUUCAGGCUAUAGGGACUGUGGGGAGGGCGUGAAGAUCAUGCUGAAACCCUGGGUUCAGACAUAUUUGACCGCUACCGAGGCAGCUCUCGCCAAAAGGCCUGUCCCAGGAAUCGCAUCGGCCGAGAACAUCAAAACUGAAGUGUAUACCGGAGCUGCUGGAUGUCAGUCGUGUCAAGGGCAAGCACUAGAGAUAUUGCCAAGAUUCGCAGCAUCGCUUGCUGCACGGCUUGAAACUGUCAUAUCUCAGGUGGAGCUCGAGCUACCCUUCUGA